Theobroma cacao (cacao) is the source of this 1296-nucleotide messenger RNA. The record is from RefSeq and is a predicted model, not a curated record. NCBI's taxonomy places the organism in Eukaryota, Viridiplantae, Streptophyta, Magnoliopsida, Malvales, Malvaceae.
AUGGCAGGCCGCCGAGGAACAAACCUGAAAAACGACUAUUGGCCUAAAGAUCUUCUCCUUUCGAUCUUGGCUACCCUUCCAGCCAAGUCUUUGUUACGAUUCAAAUGCGUGUCCAUGCAUUGGCGAUCACUGAUCAUCAACCCUUAUUUCAUCGAGCAACACCUCGAAAAGCAACAGAAAAAGGAUUACCCUCAAUUGGUAUUUGCCUCUAGAGCAUCUAAACCUGAUAUGGUUUUGGAAUCCAUGGCCAUUGUCGAUGUUGAGGUUGGCGAUGAAGAAGGAACAAAAGUCAGAAAAGGUUUCAGACGAAGUUCUUCGAGUAUCUGUCAUCUUCCGUGUGCUCAUUGUUUCUUAUCCAAUUCUUGUGAUGGAAUUCUUUGCUUCUUUGGGAUCACUAGUGUCUUUGUUUACAAUCCUGGAACUAGAGAGUUUCGGACUGUUAAGAUGCAAAAGAAGGGAUUCUCCCCUAGGAUUAAUUUUUGCCUUGAAUUUAAGAGACAAAGGAUUGUGUAUAGUUCUGUUAAUGAAGUAAUUGCAAAGAAGGGUAUGGCCAAGGAAACUAAUAAAAGAGCUUAUUCUGAUAUCUUCUUUGCAGUACGAAUAUUCCCAAAGGAUUUCUUGGUAGGGUUUGGUCGUGAUCAAGUUACAAAAGAAUGCAAAAUUAUACGAUUGUUUACACCUAAAGAAGAAAACGAUAUUCAUGAGUGCGAGGUUUUUACAUUGAGUUCAGAUGCUGGGGCUUCAUGGAAGGGCCUUGGCGAAGUUGCUUACUUCAUUAGGGCAGCACAACUACCUGUCUAUCUCAAUGGAGCACUUCACUGGAUCCUUGACAUUAGACAUGCUAACCCUUCCGAGGUGAUCGUCUCCUUUGAUCUCCAUACUGAGAAAUUCCAAGCAAUAUCACACCCAAGUUGUUACUCAGAAGUCUCAGAUCGUAGUAAGCUGAAACAUAUGGAGUUACUGCGUUUGAGAAGCUCUCUAUGUCUAUUAGAAGGAAAAUACUACUGGCCGUCUCGGCAGCUGAAUAUUUGGAUAAUGAAUCAAAGCAAUGGAAUUUGGGAGAAGUUGUUUUCUAUUAAUCGGGGAUUAACGAAAAAUGGAAUUCCAUUGGCAUGUCCAACAGCGGAACUCAAGGAUGGAACCUUUUUUGUUUUACGUAAUUGGAAAAACUUGCAAAUAUUUGAUCCAGAGAGCCAAAGUGAUAGUGAAGUGUUGAUACAACAUGAGAAAUAUGUUGAUUGCUAUGCAUACUCCGAAAGCUUAGUCCCUCUUUAUGGAGAGCCACUGGUUGAUUGA